AUGGUUAGAAAAACAAGAAGUGAUAAAAAAAAUACAAUCUGCAAACGUUGUGGUCAUAAAUGCUCAACACCUCAAAAACUUCGUGAGCAUCUUAAGCAAAAAAAUCUAUACAAACCAUUACAAAAGCAGAAGGAAGUAGCUUCUAUUCAAGCGCCAAUUCAGGUGCCUAUUCAAAAAGCUACCCAACAGGCUAUCCAAACUUCCAAAAUCAAAGCACAUGUAGAAAGCUUUAGUGUAAAUACGAGCAACAAGGAGAAGCCACAUGUGGUAAACCCAACUUCAGUUCCUGAGCUAGAACCCGAAAAAGAAGCUCCAGAACUUGCAAGAUUGCGAAGAAGAUGUGAAGAACUUGGUUUGGGCAAAUGUAUUUCAACAGAAACCUUAGAUGGAUGCAUAACUCUUUGCCAUGAUCUUGAUCAAUAUAACCCAGAUUCAGUUUGCCCACCAACAUUAAAAGAGUUAGAGAAAUAUGAAAAGAUAUUAGAUUCUGAAGGCGGUUCUGGACCUAAAACACAAUCAUUUAGAAAAAGAAAUAAAUCUAAGAAUUUGAUUAAUAAAGAAUUUGAGCGCUUAGGAGAAAUUACUGAUAAACAAGAAAGAGAUCUAGAAUUUAGGGAACAAGAAGAAUUAGGCACGGCAUUUAAAAGAAGAGCUAUAGCCGUACAUCGUGCAAAAGUUCCCAAAUCCUAUCCAGAUAAUGGAAGUGAUAUACGAAAAAUGUUAGAAAGCCGAAGAAAACAGUUUAGAGAAAUACUUGAAAAAGAAUUUGACAAGCGUGGACAAUUCAAGUUCGCUCUAUGUUCUCUUACCAAAUUUCUUAUAGAUGAUAAACCUGGAAAUGAAAAACAAGGAAAAAAGAAUUCACAAACUGAUUGGCUUAGAAAUAAGCAAAUUAUAGUCUACAAUAGAGCUGAAAUAGAUGACUACUUAAGCGAUGCCUUCGAACAAAUUCUAUACCAAGUGGAGGAGAGAGGUGGAAGGUCUAAUACUUGA
Dentiscutata erythropus is the source of this 993-nucleotide messenger RNA. Lineage: Eukaryota; Fungi; Glomeromycota; Glomeromycetes; Diversisporales; Gigasporaceae. The record is from the annotation of a GenBank genome assembly.